UCAGCCAAUAGGGAUGCAGAGUGGAUCAAAUAUCACUAUAACAGAAGGACAUAAUCAGCGCGGUAAGUUUGCAGAACCUUACAGCCUGUCUUGGCCAGCAGGAGCUCGCUUCUUUCAGCUUUUCUGAGGUUGCAAAGUCCACUGUCACCAUGUCUGACACAGAGGAUGUUGGGGUUGAGGAGGAGAAGCCAAAGUUCAAGCCCAGUGCUCCAAAGAUCCCCGAUGGUGAGAAAGUGGACUUUGAUGACAUCCAGAAGAAACGUCAGAACAAGGAUCUGAUUGAGCUGCAGGCCCUGAUCGAUGCUCACUUUGAGCACAGAAAGAAGGAGGAAGAGGAGCUGAUUGCACUCAAGGAGAGGAUUGAGAAGCGUCGUGCUGAGAGGGCCGAGCAGCAGAGGGUCCGUGCUGAAAAGGACAAGGAGCGCCAGGCCAGACGUGAGGAGGAGAGGCGGAUCAAGGAGGAGACUGAUGCCAAGAAGAAGGCAGAUGAGGAGGCUAAGAAGAAGUCUGCUCUCUCCAGCAUGGGGUCCAACUACAGCAGUCACCUGCAGAGAGCUGACCAGAAGAGAGGAGGAAAGAAAGAGACUGAGAGAGAGAAGAAGAAGAAGAUCUUGGCCGCCAGACGCAAGGCACUCAACAUCGACCAUCUGAACGAAGACAAGCUGAAGGAUAAGAUCAAUGAGCUGCAUGAAUGGAUGACUCAGCUGGAGUCUGAGAAGUUCGACCACAUGGAGAGACUGAAGAGGCAGAAGUAUGAGGUUACAACCCUGCGUAAGAGAGUGGAGGAGCUCAGUAAAUUCAGCAAGAAGGGAGCUGCUGCCCGCCGCAGAAAGUAGAUGCACUCAGCCUGCCACUGCUCAGCAACCAAACUGCAAUCAUCUCGGACACGCGCCUGAUGAAGCAGCACACACCGUGGCGAAGGUUAUAGCUCAGAAGAAGCCAGUAACGCUAAGGUUUACCCUGCAGUUUCCCAACAACAUCCUGAUAUAUGCAACCAGGAGCCUUUAGCUGCUGUUCACUAGCAAUAAAAAUCACUAAACGUAUUCGCCAUCACACUUUCUCACCCUCGGCUGUUUGGUUCUCAGUAUUUUUGUAAAUAAAGUGUGACUCCUCAA
This is a messenger RNA of Acanthochromis polyacanthus (spiny chromis), 1115 nucleotides long. It is a transcript of the gene tnnt3a, whose product is annotated as troponin T type 3a (skeletal, fast). Gene Ontology annotation, molecular function: troponin C binding; troponin I binding; tropomyosin binding. Gene Ontology annotation, biological process: muscle contraction; regulation of muscle contraction; sarcomere organization. The transcript is spliced from 12 exons. NCBI's taxonomy places the organism in Eukaryota, Metazoa, Chordata, Actinopteri, Pomacentridae. Bases 150 to 836 code for a protein of 228 amino acids. The record is from RefSeq and is a predicted model, not a curated record. Gene Ontology annotation, cellular component: troponin complex.